Paraphaeosphaeria sporulosa is the source of this 915-nucleotide messenger RNA. Its product is annotated as glycoside hydrolase. Gene Ontology annotation, molecular function: 1,3-beta-glucanosyltransferase activity; glucan endo-1,3-beta-D-glucosidase activity. Bases 1 to 915 code for a protein of 304 amino acids. The transcript is spliced from 3 exons. NCBI's taxonomy places the organism in Eukaryota, Fungi, Ascomycota, Dothideomycetes, Pleosporales, Didymosphaeriaceae. The record is from RefSeq and is a predicted model, not a curated record. Gene Ontology annotation, biological process: cell wall organization; carbohydrate metabolic process. Gene Ontology annotation, cellular component: fungal-type cell wall; cell surface; extracellular region.
AUGCGUUUCUGCACUGCCGCAGCGGUCGCUCUCGCAGCGGCGCCCGCCGUUGUUUCCGCCGCAAAAGGCACCAUGGGCUUUGCGCUCGGCACAAAAGAAGCCAACGGCGACUGCAAGACGCAGAGUGACUACGAGGCCGACUUCGACGCCAUCAAGGAGGCGUCCGGCGCGACGAUUGUGCGUGGAUACGCGGCGGCCGACUGCAACAUGACGAAGGCGAUCCUGCCUGCAGCCGAGAAGAAGGGCUUCAAGGUCGUGCUCGGAAUCUGGCCCGACGUUGAAGAGUCCUUUAACAACGACCUCAACGCCAUCACCGCCGUCGCAGACAAGUACAAGGACACCAUCUACGCCGUGACCGUCGGCUCCGAGACGCUGUACCGCGGCAACUUCACAGGCUCGGAGCUCAAGGCCAAAAUAGACACAGUAAAAAGCAAGCUUCCGGAUAACAUCAAGAUCGGCACUGCGGACUCGUGGAACAAAUUCUUCGAUGGCACCGCCGAUGCGAUCCUGCCCUCUGUCGACAUCCUCAUGAUCAACGCGUUUGCGUUCUGGCAGGGCGCGGGCGGCGAUAACGCUACCCACGUGUACCUCAACGACAUGUUCCAGGCCAUCAGCCAUAUUGAGGAGAAGGUUGGCGGAAGUGACAAGAUCGAGAUCUGGAACGGCGAGACGGGGUGGCCUACUGCUGAUGGCACCGACUACGGCGCCGCCAAGGGCGGCCUCGACAACGCGAAGAACUUCUACCACACGGGCUUCUGCGCGCUGCUCGACUGGGGCUUCAACGCCUUCUUCUUCGAGGCUUUCGACGAGCCCUGGAAGCCGGCGUCUGUUGGUGAUAACGGCAAUGUCGCAGACGAGACGACCUGGGGCGCUAUGACGAGCGACCGCAAGACGAAGUACUCGCUCAAGUGCUAG